Daucus carota subsp. sativus is the source of this 4243-nucleotide messenger RNA. RefSeq lists its product as uncharacterized. The coding region runs from base 243 to 3926 and encodes 1227 amino acids. NCBI's taxonomy places the organism in Eukaryota, Viridiplantae, Streptophyta, Magnoliopsida, Apiales, Apiaceae. The record is from RefSeq and is a predicted model, not a curated record. The transcript is spliced from 4 exons.
UUCGGAAGUCAGUCUCCCCACCAGAAAUAAAAAAAAAAUAUGUUUGUAUCCCCGGGCCACAAGCCCCGUAAAGAAUCGAUACACUAGCAUUUCGUAACCCAUUAAUCUUAUAGACUUUCGGUCGACGAGUUGAAGAAGAAGAUAUCAUCUGUCGAGCUUGAAGAAGCUCCAUUGAAUUCAAAUUAAUAUUUGAAUCGAAAACACAGACUUGAAUUUGCAGUUGCUCUUGGGUUCUAGCAUCAAUGACUGGGAUUAAUAGGAAAGGGAAGGCAACUUGCGGUGAAAGUCCUGGGAGAGCGUUGGUUGACGGCAUAGAACCUGAAUCUGCAAGCAUGCUUGGUAGAGUCGAUCUGGGACUCAGUAGCUUCAUUAAUCCUGAGCUGACUUGGAAGAAUAGGCGAUCUAGGAACUCUCUCGAUCUAAAAUUGAAUGUUGGUGCUGAAUUGGGUACCAGAAACUGCAAAAGGGAUCCGGACUCGUCUGAAUCUGAGGAAAUUGGUGUUGCUGUUCUUGGACAACACUUUGAUGAGAAAAUAGUUAAUGUUCCAAUAAAGAAAAGGAGAUUUUCGAUCAGGCCUCCAUUACCUCCAUCACCGCCACCGAGAACUCUUUCUCCAGAUCACAAAGAUUCUUUGUUGCCUCCACUGCAAACUCCUCAACAAGCCAUAGAGUCUGAGCAGAUUGUAGAUAUCAAACCUUUUGGUGCAGGUAUACAGCUUUCACAGGGUUUUCAUCACAACAGCAAAAAAAGGGUUUCUGAUAACUUUGUAGCACCAAAAUUUGAAGGCAAAGUUGAUGAGGUUCCAAAUGAUAAGAAAUAUGAGAUGCUAAAAGAAGGGUAUGCUAGUUAUGACUUCUCUGGUAUUGAACUGCUUGCUGCAACUGCCUGCUGUAGCAGCAUUGACAAUGAUGUGAAGCUAGAGGAGACGUGUGCACUGAAAGCAUUUGCAAAGGUGGAAGCUGUUGAUUAUCCUAAUGCCACUAUACCUUUUAUUGAAGGUAUUGCAUCAUCUGUAACAAGCCAUGUCUCUGGCAACGAGUUGGUAAAUGAAGAUGAUAGAACAACUAUUGCUGCAGUUAGUAAGAAUGUGCAUGACGGUGUAGUUAGGAACCGUGCACAUUGGGACCUGAACACUCUGAUGGAAGAAUGGGAAGACCCAGGUGAUGUUACACCUAUUGAUUGUCAGAUAAAUUACUCAGAAAUGGUCACUGGUGGUACUCAUUGUGAAAAAAUCAAUACAGGGCAGAGCAAUAUAAAUGUCCUGGCUAAUACUGAUAGAGAUCAGAAAUCUAUACUGUUUAAAGAGGCUCUGUCGGAUGUUGGAUGCUUUAAGGAACUUGCAGACGGCACUGGUGUUGCAGUUGGCAGAUCUUGCAUAGAUGAAGAUGCAUUGAAAUUGUGCUCGUCUCCUGAUGGAACUGAUAUGAAGCAAUAUUGUUCUACAACUGAACGAGUAAAAGAGGUCUCAAAUGCUCCUGUUCAUGAUACAAUAGCUUAUCUUCCUCUUACAAGUAUAGAGGCAUCCGGUAAUUAUCUAUGCCCAGAAGUACAACAUACUGCAAGCUUACAUGUUUUUGAAGAAAAGAUGUAUGCUUCCAAACGUGAACUCGAGCAAGUAGGAGGUAUUUCAUGUGGAUUUAAGGUUGAAGAGAAUGAGAAACUGUCAUCAGAAUGUCUUGAGGUUGGGAAACUCAAUAUUUUUGCUCCUAAUUUACCACUUCUAAAUAUUAGUCCUCUUGAGAUUGAUGAAACCCAAAUCAAAGAUUGCAAUUAUUUUGCGAAUACAACCGGGUCACCCAAUAGCAAGACUCCUAAACGGGAGGUGAUAAGCACAGCUACCUUUAAGGUGUCAGAUGCAAUAAACCCUAUGGUUGAAAUAUAUAGAACUAAUCAUUCCCAUCUUUCUCCCAAGAGUGAAGCUUUAUCUGCUUCAAGCACAUCUGUUGCCGUUGGUGAGGUGAAGCUUCUUUCCAACAAGGUGUCUGCAGCUGAUAGUAAUGUAAUAGAUGAUGCAGUGAAUUAUGGACCCAUAGGACUCGUUGUCAAAUAUGAUUGCCCAAGCAAGUUUGAUCAGGAUAAUAAUAUGAGUGACUGCUAUGAUAAGGAUAGUAAGAAGGCUUACAAUAAUUACGUUUCAGAAUUUGAGACUGGUUAUGAUUCCUCAUUUGAGGAUGGAGAAUUGAGGGAGCCGGGUGUAUAUACUUGGGAAGAUGAUGACUUAGAGGGGGAAAUUGAAUGCGUGGACUAUGGUUCAGAAUAUGGUGAUAAAGAUUAUUUGGACACUGUUAACUCUAACUCGGCACAUGUGGAGAAUGGUCAUGAUGGUUAUCAAAGUUAUAGAAAGAGAACUUUGUCAUUAAAUAAUAAUGGCAUCACAAAAGUUGGUGAUAACACAGUAGCCGUGGUUGGUGAUUCUAAGCCACUUAAACAAUGUUUUGGUGGCAACUUUCGGGAUGAUAGACAUUUAGCUUUCACGGAGGCUAAAACAUUUGGUGGGAACUGGUACAAUAAACAUUUUGCAGAAGGUAAAGUUAAUGGUUAUGAUGACAAAAGUUUAUAUGCUGGUGAAUCUGGGACAAGGACAUUCAGGGGUAACCAAUUAUCUUUUAGCAAAGGACCUUCACCUUUUGAUUCUGUAGAAAAGAAAAGUUAUCUAGGCGUACAUAGGAACAGAUUUGACAACUCUAAUUACUCAAAUUCUAGAGCUGAGAGGGGAUCUUUUCUAGAAAAAUCCAGGGGAAGGGGCAGAUUCUCAUAUAAACCUUCUGCUGGGAGAAAUGAGACAGAUGGUCAACGGGUUGAUUGCCCAACUAGCUACCGAGGCACAAGAAACCGUUACCAUGGCCCAGAGGGUCAUGCCUAUUCCAGGCCCAGAGAUUUAACUGCUUGUUUUGCCACCAGAAUUGGUGAACCUAAAUAUGAAGAUGACAGGCGAUCAAUAAUUUAUUCAUCAAAUAUUGGCCGUCGCCAGUCUUCCAUGGGGAGGAGAUCACCAGCUAACAGGGAGGAUUCUUAUGUUGUCCAGAGAGAGAUACCACCAGUUCGAGGUAUAGACCAAGAUAAGAGUAGAGGCAGGUGGGGACAAUAUACUCAAGGGAUCAGGAGAAUACCUAAACCUGAGUACUCUGAAGAUAUACCUCCUAAUGACGCUGCUCGGUGUCGUAUCCGUAGAGAACCGUAUUUCGGGAGAGAAAAGGGGUUUUCUCCCUACUACGGUAGUGGCAAUUUUAUGCGUAGAAACUCCUGCUCACAAUCUCCAACGCGCUCUCUAGUUGCCUGGAGUUCACAGAGAGAUUGUAACAUGAAUACACGGAGGCGUAAUCCAGAUUUCAGGUCUGAUUCUAGAAGCGAAAAAAUAGGGUUUCCCUUUAGGAACACUUAUCGGGUUGAUAAUAAAGAAAUUUACAUGUCUCCACCAAAAAGUAGAGUGUCCCCUCAUAGCAACUCCAGAUGGAUUAAUGAUAGAAACUACACUGACAACCAUUUCAGGGACAAAAGGUCACCUUUCAGAGAGUUUAGAGGUGGGAGGCAGAGGAUGGAAUAUAAGGGCUAUUUUGGAAAGAGGUCGGAUGGUAUCUUCCAAGCCAAUAUACAUCAUGGAAGAUUUCAACAGGUUUCCAGCAGAAGGGAACCUGAACUUGAAGUAAACAUUGAUGAGAAAAGCAACCAUGAUGACAGAUAUGAGAUAAAGCAUCAAGUAAGGCAUUGUGAUACUGGUGGCACUGUAGGGAAAUUCCGCUAUAAUGCAAAUGAUUGCAAUGCUAAUGAUGACAAUCUUGAGCAUGCUAUUAAAAGGGAUAUACCUAGAAAUGGUGCUGGAGAAGAGAGAGGUUUGAGAUUUAAAAGCGGUGAUGAUAUGGGUGCUGGUGCUUUAUUUGCUGGGCAGCUGGAUUUUAGCGAGGAUGCUGCAACCAGGGAAGAAUAACAUGACCUUUGUAUUUGAAUACUCAUACUUUUUUUUUUCAAUUACAAGUGAAUCAGCACUUAGGAGUUUUGAAAUGGAUCUGAGGUGUUGGUUUGGGAGGAAGUAUAUAUAUUUUAUUCUUCCUGCCUAAUUCCAGCUGCCUCUGCCCUUAGAAAUGGUACAAUUUAGUUUUGCUUUUUUCCUUAGUUUCUUAAAUUGAUUCUAUAGCUCAUCCUUUUGUUUCCUUAGUCAUGUGUCAUAGUUUCCUGUGUGAUAACAUUGGCACUAUACAAAUCCAUAAUUUCACUGAGUAGCUAUGAAAUUUCAGCUAUUUUCAA